UCGCUUUCAUUGUCCUCAAAAGACGCUUCUCAACUGUUCAAAUCUCUGUAAAAAAAAUUUAUUUUACGCCUGCCCUUCAAAUUACGGUAUAAAAUACCUCCCGGGCUUUCAGAAGCUUUCAAUCUGAAGUUUGAACCCAAUCUGAAGCAUCUCUGAAGAUUUCAAUUUCAAGUUUUUUGGGUGUUUUUUCUGUGUCUUGUUUCAUUUCUGUGAUUUGUGCAUAGCCAUGGAGGUGGGUUCUCAUGUAAAUCAUGCUGUGGCGAAGAAGUUAUGGAAUAUGGUGAAGGCGGCAUUUAUGAUGCUUAGGAAAGAAAUUGUUCUGAAGAGGAAAAUGGUGUUGGAGAUGCAGAUGAUGAUGAAAAGGGGGAAAAUGCUUGGAAAAUCUCUGGGGAGCUUGAUAUUUCACCAUUCUCAUGGGAAGAGCCGCCAUUGCAGCACUGGUUUUGGGGUUCGGGAAUAUGAGUUUUCCUGCAGUAAUACUCCCAUUUCCUUUCACAUUGGGAAGAAAAGGCAUAAUUUUUUCCCUUCUAUUCCUUGCAUUCAACCCCAUGCUGAUGAAGGGGACUGUUAUUCAAACGCCAUUGUUGUUUCUCAGUCUGAAUUUUUCUCCAAGAACAUCAUGGAUUUCUCAGAUCUGCCUUGCGUGGACGAAUCCACACGGCCUCUUUCGCCCUUUUGUGGGGGAAAUAAUUUGAGCUGCUGUGAAGAAGAGCGUGUUGACAGAGAAGCAGAGGAAUUCAUUUCAAGAUUUUACCAGCAGAUGAGAUUGCAGCGACAAGGUUCGUUUUUGCAAUACGAUGAAAUGCUUGCCAGAGGCGCGCAAUAAAGAUGUUUUUGAAACCCUUUUUCUGUCUCAUUUUUGUUAAGUGUGUAAGACAAAUAUGUGGUGUAAAUUUUCAAAGGAUUCGGCCAUUGGCGAUGAAUCCAAAAGAUGCUUUUCUAUCCUGUAGAUUUUAGCAGAUUCCUUGUAGAGUGCAAAGUAUAUUACUUAUUCCCUGAGCUUCUGUAAAAUACUUUUGUGUCGUGAUUAUACAGAAGAAAAGCUUGUUCUCCAGAGAAAGAAGUUUUGUAGCAUGAGAUUGCUGGAUUUUGGUUUUAUGUUUUCUCCUCUUGGUCGCCCUUGUAAUGUUUUAAGGACAAAUCGUCUUGGGGCUUCCGUUUUAAUAAAUCCAGACAUUCUUUAAACA
Molecule: messenger RNA, 1187 nt
Organism: Cryptomeria japonica (Japanese cedar)
Lineage: Eukaryota; Viridiplantae; Streptophyta; Pinopsida; Cupressales; Cupressaceae
Exons: 1
Coding region: 227-826 (199 amino acids)
Source: RefSeq, a predicted model, not a curated record